Molecule: messenger RNA, 4348 nt
Organism: Balaenoptera acutorostrata (minke whale)
Lineage: Eukaryota; Metazoa; Chordata; Mammalia; Artiodactyla; Balaenopteridae
Gene: STAM
Product: signal transducing adaptor molecule
Exons: 14
Coding region: 209-1798 (529 amino acids)
Biological process (GO): protein transport to vacuole involved in ubiquitin-dependent protein catabolic process via the multivesicular body sorting pathway
Cellular component (GO): ESCRT-0 complex
Molecular function (GO): ubiquitin binding; phosphatidylinositol binding
Source: RefSeq, a predicted model, not a curated record
GCCUUCGCGGCUCCUCCGCUCCCGUCGCCGCCGUCGCCGCCGCUGUUGCCGCGGUAGCUGAGGGUCGGGGAGAGGAGGAGCUGUCGCGGACCCCGGGGGGUCCGUCUCGGUCGCUGUUUUUGCCUGAGGAGCCUUCGUUCCUCGGUCGUACCCUGACUCCCGCGGUGUCGAGGGGGAGUCCCUGCGGACACCUCAGCACGCAGUGGAGAUGCCUCUCUUUGCCACCAAUCCCUUCGAUCAGGACGUCGAGAAAGCAACCAGUGAGAUGAAUACUGCUGAGGAUUGGGGCCUCAUUUUGGAUAUUUGUGAUAAAGUCGGUCAGUCUCGCACUGGACCUAAAGAUUGUCUUCGGUCUAUUAUGAGGAGGGUGAACCAUAAAGAUCCUCAUGUUGCUAUGCAGGCUCUGACUCUUCUAGGAGCAUGUGUAUCAAAUUGUGGCAAAAUUUUUCACUUAGAAGUAUGUUCAAGAGAUUUUGCUAGUGAAGUAAGCAACGUAUUAAACAAGGGUCAUCCUAAAGUGUGUGAAAAAUUAAAGGCUCUUAUGGUUGAAUGGACGGAUGAAUUUAAGAAUGAUCCACAGCUUAGUCUAAUAUCAGCAAUGAUUAAGAACCUUAAGGAACAAGGUGUUACGUUUCCAGCUAUUGGCUCUCAGGCUGCAGAACAAGCAAAAGCAAGCCCAGCUCUGGUAGCCAAGGAUCCUGGUACUGUGGCUAACAAAAAAGAAGAAGAAGAUUUAGCGAAAGCCAUUGAGUUGUCGCUGAAGGAACAAAGGCAGCAGUCAACCACCCUUUCCAGUUUGUAUCCAAGCACAUCUAAUCUCUUAACUAACCACCAACACGAAGGCCGAAAAGUUCGUGCUAUAUACGACUUUGAAGCUGCUGAAGAUAAUGAACUUACUUUUAAAGCUGGAGAAAUUAUUACAGUUCUUGAUGACAGUGACCCCAACUGGUGGAAAGGUGAAACCCAUCAAGGCAUGGGGUUAUUCCCCUCUAAUUUUGUGACUGCGGAUCUCACUGCUGAACCAGAAAUGAUUAAAACGGAGAAGAAGACGGUACAGUUUAGUGAUGAUGUUCAGGUAGAGACGCUAGAACCAGAGCCGGAACAAGCCUGCAUUGAUGAGGAUAAAAUGGACCAAUUGCUGCAGAUGUUGCAAAGUACAGAUCCCAGUGAUGAUCAACCAGAUCUUCCAGAGUUACUUCAUCUUGAAGCCAUGUGUCACCAGAUGGGACCUCUCAUUGAUGAGAAGCUGGAAGAUAUUGACAGAAAACAUUCAGAACUCUCGGAACUCAAUGUUAAAGUGAUGGAGGCCCUGUCCUUGUAUACCAAAUUAAUGAAUGAAGAUCCAAUGUAUUCCAUGUAUGCAAAAUUACAGAAUCAGCAGUAUUAUAUUCAGUCAUCCGGUGUUUCUGGUUCUCAGGUGUACCCAGGCCCUCCUCAGGGUGGUGCUUACCUGGUCGCAGGGAGCGCACAACUGAGCCAGCCCCAGAGCUACAGCCUUCCGCCAGAGCAGCUGUCUUCUCUCAGCCAAGGAGCCGUGCUGCCUGCCGGCCCAGCCCUUCCCAGUCAGCAGGCUCCGGCUUCCUACCCCAACACGAUGGGCACUUCCGUUCCAGGAGGCACGUAUCCCAGCCAGCCUUCAGUGUACAGUCCCCCUCCUGCCGCCGCUGCCGCCCCCGACGUCGCCAUGUACCAGAACGCAGGCAGCAGCCUGUCCCAGGUGCCGAACUACACUUUAACGUCAGCGCUGCCCCAGCCGCCUCCGCCCCAGCAGCCGUACUCUCCGAAGGCCCUGCUGUAGGGCUGGGAUUCCUCUUUGUGGCAAAUACCUGCUAAACGCCGAUGACAAUGUUAUGAGAUUCUUUGAUAUCUUAAGAUUUGUUUAUCCUCAGCUUAUAGGAAUCGUAUCUUGGUCAGCAAGUUCCAGUAUUCAAGAAGGGAGACCUCUCUUCAAUUUGCACUGACUUUUUAGAGGUCCUCCCCUCCCCCUCCCCCAGAGGAAUGAAACUACUUACAACAUCUGAUUCCUUUCGUAAUAUGAAAGAAUCAGUGCAAGAUUAUUUGUCUCGUAAAAUUACCUGGUCUGCAGAAAGUCAAACUGGCAAGCACCGUUGUAGCAGAUGUGUGCAUAGAUCGCUGUGUAACUUCACUCGUGGCCACUUUGAAUCACGGUGGUGAUCAUGUGAAUAUAUUUAACACUGUUAACUUAAUUGGCAUUGCUGUUUUAUUUUAAUCAUGAGCAACUACCAUGUUUCAUAAUGUUUUGUGUAAAUUUAAGAGAAUUACACUGUCCUUUUGAACUGCAAGAGAACAACGCUUUAGCAUAUGUACAUGAAGGCAUUAUGUUGUCCAUGUUUCAGUUUCCCAUUAAACUGAACCUUCCUUGGAGUAAUUGUGCGCUGAACACACGUAUGUUAUGUCAUUGUGUGGCCUCUGCAUUCUACUAGCUGUCAUCACACCAGCGUACAGUAGCUAAAUUUUUGGUGCAUUUAUAGGAAAUGAUGAUGUUCCCUUUUAAACUUUUACAUUUUGGCAUGAUAUUUCAGAAUACUGUGGGACCAUGAGACAAAAUUAAGUUGGACCACAUUCUUUAUAUCUUACUUUUAAAGAAAUAAUGUUAAUUUACUUUUUCCUAGUUGAAGAUAGUAAUUAGGUUUCUAAGCUGUAUACUGUGUUUAUUGGUGGCAGUGACACCAAAGAUAGAGGCAUUGGAUAGAAGCUUUGAAACUGGAAAGAAAACAUGAAUUACACUACGUUUUCAAAGUCUCUUGUAAUUAUUUAGGCUAUAACAAAAUUUGAUUCAUCUGUCUUAUUCCACUGCUAGUCUUUUAAAUAUGUCUUUAACACAGUGUAUCCUUUAAUUCUUCAUUAAAAUGGAUGUAAGUGGAUGUUUCAAAGUCAUCUAGAUUCCUGGCUUUGCUUAACAGUUUAUUUAUUCUUGUCUUUCAAACGGGAUUUAUGGGCUGCUCUCUCUCUUCUAAAGUUCUAAAUGGAAUUAUUUUGGCUUCUUAUUCAGGAGUAGUUUGAAUGAAUGCUUUUCUUUUAAUCCAUAUGUAAUAUGUUUUCUACUGACAUUUUAAUCUCCUUAAAUAUUUAUAAUUUCCCUAGUCUUGUGCUAUUAUUUAACACUAUUAUUUAAACAACUGAAAAAUUGAGUUGAGCAUCGUAGUAAAUGAAUUGAUUUAGUAACAGGUGUCACACCAUAAAUGAAGAUUUAAUUUGUAUUUUCUCAGACUAUUAUGAUCAGGUACUUGCUUUCCUUUUGACAAAUGAUUCCAUCUUUGGCAAGGUAGGUUCAAAUUUAAAUCCUCAUCUUCAACUUAGGGUGUUUCACCCUAGUGUUGUGUUUUCCUGAGUUUAGAGUACGUUGCCCUCAAAUAGUAGUUUUAAAAUUUGAAUUCAAAGUUUACAUUAAAAUUUUUUUAAUACGUUGUUUUUUGAUGAACGUUGUCAAAACAUUGUACUCUUUCUCAUUCCAAUUUGAAUACUCUAGUUUAAGUGAUACACUUCGUCUCAAGUCAUAUUGUAUUUUUCUCUUUGUCUUUUGAUGAAUUCCUGUUUACCAAUGGCAAAUGUAUCAUUUUUCCCAUUGUAUUUUGAUAUGCUUCAUGAUGUAAAAUCAAUGAUAUAUUCUCUAGUAUGUGUUUUGCCCUGUAAAAGUCAAAGAAUGGUGAAAUGAAACAAGACUACCCUUAUUACAAUGCAUAUGCAAGUUUCUUUACCUUUAUAAAGAUUUAAAUGAUGAAUACUUAAAACUGAUACUAUAUUAGUUUGCAGUUUUCACUUAUUAGGUAUAAAAAUAGCAGACGGAAAAAAUUCCACUGGAAAGGAACCACUGGAUUUUUCAUCUUUCAGAUGACAUAGCAAGGACGGAAAUAGGAAAGGACCAGUUAGGAGCACAGUGAUUUUGUUCUGCAACCAGUGUAUGUGUUGCACUUCCGUAAAAUCUUUCUUUGAAAGAUAGCUGUCCCUUUUUAAAGGGAAUAGGAUUAUUUAUAAAAAGAACUAACUAUAAUAUGAAUUUCUGUGAAGCAAAUUUUACUUCUCAGUUUAUUUCCUUUAUAAAGUUUGUGUAUCUAUAAGCCAGUGACAUUUGAAUGGAAAAAUUCAGCCCAGUUAUAUACUAUCUAGCUUGAGUAGCCAACAAACCCCACAGUCAGUUGGAUGGACAAUAUAUCAGUGCCCUAAACCUACCUAGUAGGAAUAAUAUGUAGUGUGUCCUUACCAUGAUUUUGCAGUCUUUUCUAACUCCCUGGUCCUGCUCCACUGUUACCUGUCUCUCCUACUCGGUGAUGAACCUUUUCCUGUGCCCAGAGAUUCCCUUCUUUAUAUUAAAAACUUCUGGACCUUG